AUAUAUACACACAGCAGAUCUCCCUCUGUUCCUCGAGUUUUCCAGCAUCCCUCCACAUUAUAUGUAAGUGUGAACUCGUGAAACAUAUAUACACACUGUACAUGGACCUGACUGUAUAUAACUAAACGAAAACAAGUAGAAAGAAUAGAAAAAUAGGAGAAUGCUAGUGUUAGAGGCCUUUUUUUAAGAAAACAAACAGUAAGAAAACGAAUAGAGAGCGCAAGUGUUAGAGGCUCAAGUCAACAAACAGAUCAAAUAGAAUUAGAAUAGUGAGGUGAAUGACGUCGAGGUGACCGUUCCAAGAUGGCGGACGCGUCGACGUGCUCGCCGCGGUCAUCUAUACAUAUCUAUGGCCACGACGACCGCCGUGCGUCUCCAAUGUCGUCAUCACGCAGCGAACGUGUCCCACGUGCAGAUGUUUACGUCCUCCUCUGUGUGACGUCAGUGCCCAGUGAGUCGUCGUCGGAUGAGAAACAUCGGCGAUGUUAAAGAUGCGGUUCAGCGCGCAAAACGCCUCGCGGCGGACGCGACGCGCGCGGGUGUGAACGCGCAGCGAUGCGCGCGCGCGUCGGGACACAGAAGCAGACGGGAAAUCGGUGUUAUUAACGGUUUUCGCUUGCGUCCGUUAGUCUGGCCUUUCUUUCUUCUGCUGAGCAGUCUCCGGAUCCAUGAUGGAGGACGCGCUGGAGUGCGGAUGGGUGUCGGUGCGCCCCAACGCCUUCGAGGAGAAAGACAAGCACAAGUUCGUCUUCAUCGUCGCCUGGAACGAGAUUGAGGGCAAGCUCGCCGUCACGUGCCACGACCGGACCGCGCAGCGGCGCGGCGGGAGCGCGGAGCCGGAGCUCGGUGACGCGCCGCCGGACUCCAGCUGGGCAGGCCUCUUCUCGUUCCAGGAGCUGCGCGCCGCUCACCUGCAGCUGUGCGCCGUCAACUCGGACCUGGAGCCGUGUCUGCCCGCCUUCCCCGAGGAGCAGACCGUGUGGUCGGUGCUGUUCGGCGCGCCGGAGCUGAACGCGCGCCACGCGGACGCGCUCUGCUUCCAGCUGCAGGUGUACCUGGGGCACGCGCUGGACACCUGCGGAUGGAGGAUCCUGUCCCAGGUGCUGUUCCCCGACUGCGACGACUCCGAGGAGUACUACGAGAGUCUGAGCGAGCUAAAAACCCAGAACUACGUUUUUAUAAGUCGACCCAAAAGACGAGCGUGCAUAAUCAGAACUGUGCAUACUUUACACUUAAAUUAA
Messenger RNA from Onychostoma macrolepis, 1241 nucleotides. Its product is annotated as junction-mediating and -regulatory protein-like. Bases 669 to 1241 code for a protein of 190 amino acids. Gene Ontology annotation, biological process: intrinsic apoptotic signaling pathway by p53 class mediator; Arp2/3 complex-mediated actin nucleation; positive regulation of apoptotic process. Lineage: Eukaryota; Metazoa; Chordata; Actinopteri; Cypriniformes; Cyprinidae. Gene Ontology annotation, cellular component: nucleus; cytoplasm. Gene Ontology annotation, molecular function: Arp2/3 complex binding; transcription coactivator activity. The transcript has a single exon. The record is from RefSeq and is a predicted model, not a curated record.